Babjeviella inositovora NRRL Y-12698 is the source of this 2391-nucleotide messenger RNA. RefSeq names its product E3 ubiquitin-protein ligase. Gene Ontology annotation, molecular function: ubiquitin protein ligase activity; ribosome binding. The record is from RefSeq and is a predicted model, not a curated record. The coding region runs from base 291 to 2207 and encodes 638 amino acids. NCBI's taxonomy places the organism in Eukaryota, Fungi, Ascomycota, Pichiomycetes, Serinales. The transcript has a single exon. Gene Ontology annotation, biological process: rescue of stalled cytosolic ribosome; protein ubiquitination.
AAUAAACAAUGAAACCUUGCCACGAAACUGAAUUUUCGUGUUUUAUUCAUAUGUCGGUCACAACCCACCACUAUCCCAGCAUUUCAACGCUCCCCUCCAUUGGUCCUGCAUGCUCUCCAUUUUAUAAGGCGGAUUUUUUCGCAGCCGUAACUCAGCGAAAAAUCCAUCUCCCACCUCAAAGCUUCAGCCCAAGCCACCCUGGCCUACCAUUCAGUCAUUUCACCUAUUUCAUCCAUCGGUCUCCCGGUCUGGCCCCUUUCUAGCUCACCAACCACUUUCCAGAUCCUAAAAUGAGCAGCAACCCCGCCCGCCGCCGCGCUCCACGUAAGGAAAAAUCCGACAAGGUGCACACCAACGGCUGGCGCCGCAACGAAACCACGGGAACCGAAACCGAAGCCUUGGACGAGUCCGAACAGUGUCUCAUUUGCGCCGAACGCAUCGAAAUCGCCGCCUAUUCCCCGUGCAACCACGUCACCUGUCACAAGUGCACGUUCCGCCAACGCGCACUCUACGGAAAAAAAACCUGUUUGGUCUGCCGAACCGAAAACGCCACCCUUGUCUUUUCCGAAGACGGUACCAAGUCCUACGAUGCCUUUUCCGCCGGUGACUUUGUCGACCAUAGCGAAAAGUUUGGCAUCAGCUUCACGUCGCACUACGCACGUGACGCGACUCUCGGGUUGCUUGAUUUUGCGUGUGUAAAGUGCGGCGAGAAGUUCGCGAACUUCAAGAAGCUCAACGCGCACGUGAAGGAGGCACACCAGCUCGAGUACUGUCAUCUCUGCGGGACCCAGAAGAAGGCGUUUUUGUCGGAGUUGCGUUUGUAUACCCGUCACCAGCUCCAGAAACAUCUCUCAGCGGGUGAUGAAAGCGGUUUCACCGGUCAUCCGGCGUGCAAGUUCUGCUCCGGGAUGCGCUUCUACUCAGACGAUGAGUGGAAUGACCACAUGAAAAAGUCGCACGAGCGCUGCCACAUCUGCGACAAGUUGGAUCCACAGAAGCCGCAAUACUUCAAGAACUAUGACGCAGUGUGGCGGCACUUUGAGGACCAACACUUUACGUGCGGGGUCAGCACGUGUCGCGAGGCUAAGUUUGUGGUCUUCCAGGACGAGUUUGAACUCCAACUCCACAUGUCGAAGGAACACCCAUCGCUUAUUGGGAAUUCCUUCACGCUAGGCGGUGCCAGGGGCUUCCGUUCCGGCUUGUCCACCUUCCAGCCUAACGCCUCCAACAGCAGCUCCAGCUCCAGAGCCCCCUCCAGGAGUUCUAACCGAGGCCCUGAAGAGGUUGUGGACUCCUUUGAAACCAAGCAGAUGCGCCUCGAGGAGCGUGCCAGACAUUACUUGAACUACGCGACGCGCGACUUCGAGACGUUCACACGCACAAACGCUGCGUAUAAGAGCGGCGAUGUGUCUCUGAAACAGCUUUUAAAGACGUACAACGAACUCUUCACCACCGAACAGUCGGACAUUGCACUUCUUUUAAAGGAGCUCGCCGAGUUGUACCCCGCCAGCUCUCCCAAGCGAUCCGCCCUUCUUGACGCUAUGAACGAUUUGCAAAAGCACAUUCAACAGGAAGAACAGUUUCCAGCCUUUCCGGGUUCCGAUGAGUCGCUUCUCUCGGAUACCGCGUCUUGGAGAAACAAGUCAUCAAAAAAGAGCGCCUCUCUCCUUGCCUUUCCGCCAUUGCCAGCCAGUCCGUCCUCCAGGCCGGCUGCGCCGCCGGCUAGACCGGUUGUGGGCAAGGGAAGCGCCCAAAAAUUUCCUCCGUUGGCAGGAGGGACCCAACCGAAAUCAAUCUUUGCCCCAACUCCUACUCCCCCGAUAAGGUAUACAACGGUGAUCAAGAAAGGCUCUGGGUAUAUUAAGCCGCAAGUCAACACCUCUCAGGCCUCUGCCAGUUACAAACCAUCAUACUUGACGGCCAAACCGAAAUCCGCGUCGCCAUCGCCUUCGCCGACUCCGAUCUUAAGCGUGGACGGACUCAAUCUCGGUGUUUCGUCAAAGAAGACGGUUUUGGAUGAUCCCAAGUUCCCUUCCUUGCCUGUUUCCACCAAGAAGCCCAUUCCGCGAGUUAAUCCGAUUAGUAUUGAUCCGAGCAACUGGGGGAAGAAGGUCCCAGCCCCGGCCCCAGCCCCCGUUCCGGCCGAGGAGAACAAGGGCAAGAAGAAGAAAGGCAAAAAGCAGAUUUUGUUUCAGAUCGGGAUCUAAGACGGAGACGGUUAACCGGAGGUGGAAGGAUUAUAUAGAACUGGGAGGUAUUGGGUUGAGAUAUUUUUAGAGGUACCCUGGUAGAUUUCUGUUAUAUACUUGCCCAAAAGCUGCAUCGGCGUUAAUUCAUUAUUUAUUAGAUUAGCGAGUAUUAUAGUGGAGUUCUGUAUCUUUUCAUAUUAAC